CUUAUGAUAAGUGGGAGCGAUCCAAUCGCUUAAGCCUAAUGCUCAUAAUGUCACAUAUUAGCCAGAGUAUUAGGGGGCUCAAUCCCACCAUCUGAUAAGGUCAAGAACUACAUGAGGGCUAUUGAAGAGCAAUUUGUUAGUUCUGACAAAGCAUUGGCAAGCACCCUAAUGAACAAACUAUCAUGAAUGAAGCAUAACAAUUCUAGGAGUGUGUGUGAGCACAUUAUGGAAAUGAGAGACAUUGUUGCUCGUCUUAAGUCCUUAGAGAUUGAGAUUUCUGAGUCAUUCCUUAUCAAUUUCAUACUCAAUUCUCUUCCUGUGGAAUAUGGAGCAUUCCAAAUUUCUUACAACACACAGAAGGAAAAAUGGUCUAUCAAUGAACUUUUGACCAUGUGUGUUCAAGAAGAUGAGAGAUUAAAGCAUGGAAAAGUGGAAAGUGCUCAUUUAGCAACACAUAAAGGAGGGCAAUGGAAAAAGGGCAAAGGUGAUCAGAAAUGGAAGAAGCUUGGUAAAGUGCCGUUUAAAAAUCAUGGCAAUAAGGGUGUAUGCUUCCUCUGCAAGAAAAAGGGUCACAUGAAGAAAAACUGCCCCAAGUAUGAGAAAUGGCUUGAGAAGAAAGGGCUUCCUCAGCCUAAGGAAACCGACGGGAAGUGAACAAGGCAUCUAUUCAGGCAAUGGGAUGCGUUUGCACGUCGAAGCUGUUGGAACUUUCCGACUUGUUUUAAAAAAAUGGCUUUGUUUUGGAUCUUGAAAACACUUUUUACAUUCCAUCUUUUUCUAAAAAUUUAAUUUCUGUUUCUAAACUAGUACCGUUUGGAUUUGAAUUUCAGUUUAUUG
This is a messenger RNA of Camellia sinensis, 837 nucleotides long. The record is from RefSeq and is a predicted model, not a curated record. NCBI's taxonomy places the organism in Eukaryota, Viridiplantae, Streptophyta, Magnoliopsida, Ericales, Theaceae.